Prunus armeniaca (apricot) is the source of this 660-nucleotide messenger RNA. Lineage: Eukaryota; Viridiplantae; Streptophyta; Magnoliopsida; Rosales; Rosaceae. The record is from the annotation of a GenBank genome assembly.
AUGGACAGAAGGUGGAUACAAAACCCUAACAGAUGCGCAGACGAAUACUUGGAUGGAAUCGAGGAUUUUAUUGAGUUUGCACGUAGACACAACCCGGGUGCAACUAGAAUCCGUUGUCCUUGUAGGAGGUGCAACAACACGUUAUGGGAGACAAUUGAAAAUGUUGGAUUUCAUUUAAGCAUGCUUCGUCUUCAAAUGCCACAAGAGUGGACAAUGUUCAACCUAUUGUGGAUGCUAAUGAUGAAGUCAUGGAUAUUAUACAGGAUGUUUUUUCCAUUUGCAUCGACCAACAUGAAUCAAGAAGAGCAAGAUGAUGUGCCUACACCAAUAGACAGUGCGGAGUUUGAACAAUAUGAGAAAUUGUUAAAAAAUGCCAACCAAGAGUUAUACCCGGGGUGCGAGAGCUUUUCCGUUCUCACGGCCAUUGUGGAGCUAAUGCACGGAAAAAUAAAGUAUCGUAUGUCGAACCUGUGUUUCGAUUACUUUUUGGGGGUUUUCAAGAGAAUGCUUCCGACGGACAAUUGUUUGCCGAAAGACCAUAAACAGGCGCAGAAGGUGUUGAAUGGUCUUGGAUUGGGUUAUGAAAAAAUCCAUGCUUGCAAAAACAAUUGCAUGUUAUUCUACAAAGAGCAUGAAUCGUUGGAUACAUGUCCUAUAUGA